UACGACGCAAGACACGGUCCCGGGAUGUAAACAAACUAGCACGUGGCUCUCACGCUGAUGGUGGCACCUGUGGCAGUCAACCUUACGCUUGCCAUUACCUCACAAGGCUACUAAAAUACUAACCGGUCAUACCCCAUCUUAAGAACAAGGUGUAGCAGACGUGGCGAGGAUUCAAGGGUUCUGCAGCGUUCAGGACACACUUUGUCAAGCUUAUACGGAAGUUAUCAGAAAUGGGUAGAAAGAUCCCUGCAAAGAAGCACCGUGGAGUAAAGGAUCCGUACAAACAGCAAGAAGAACGCUAUAAUAAGAUAAAAAACAAGCUCAAUGCCAAGCCGGAUUCCACAGAGUCUCAGGAGAUACCAAGGCGCCUACAGAGCAUCGCUAACUUCAACAACAAAAUCAUUAACAGGAAGGAUGUGCCCAUGAAGAAGAAGAAGAAGAAGAAGAAUGGGAAAUUGCUAAAUCAUACUCUUAUUGAUGGCAGAAAGUACGUAGAUCGUGAGAAGGAACUGCACGGUAUGACUCGUCCAACAAAGUUAGUGCCAUUGCUGCAGCAACACCCAAGGGAGACUUACAAGAAAUUCCUGAAGAGAGUUGACAGAGUGACACAUGAGAUAAUGAAGGAAGCUGAAUUUGAGAAGAAGUUCAAAGUGGAGGUGUGUCGUAAUGAGCAAGGUCAGGUUGUUGCUGUCAAGCACCAAGAGAAGAUUGAUCCACUGCUAUCUGACAAAGAAAAGAAAGACCUUGCUGAGCGAGAAGAGAGAAAGAAGGCUGCGAGGCGGGAAAGAGAUAAGCGCAGACGAGGUAAGAAGAGAAAAAAUGAUGGGGACGAUGGCGAUGAUGAUGAAUUUUCUUACUAUCAAGACAAGUUUGAGUUUGGAGAAGUUGUGUAUGAGCCUCCAAGCCUUGACACCAAGAAACUCACAAAGAAGAUGAAUGGGAAAGAGGAGAAGUCAAGAUCGUUUUUGUUUAUGGAGAAGCUGAAGGAAAAGCAAGAUGAAAGUUCGCCCUCCAACAAGCCUAAAAAGAAAGCAGCCCAGGUUCCUGCUGGGAGACGUAGGAUACUGGAGCAGGAGCGGCAGAGGGUGGUGGAGGCAUAUCGCAGCUUGAAGGCCUCCAAGUACACCCUCACUCAACAGUCCACCAUGUGAUGUGAUGCCUCCUCACACAUCUUGUAUUGUGAUUCCCUGUAAAAGAUGUUAAUAAAUUGUUAUCUGACCACUUGGAAAUA
Messenger RNA from Portunus trituberculatus (swimming crab), 1231 nucleotides. RefSeq names its product coiled-coil domain-containing protein 137-like. The transcript is spliced from 6 exons. NCBI's taxonomy places the organism in Eukaryota, Metazoa, Arthropoda, Malacostraca, Decapoda, Portunidae. The coding region runs from base 231 to 1151 and encodes 306 amino acids. The record is from RefSeq and is a predicted model, not a curated record.